AUGUACGAACAGAGAGAUGGUUACAAAUAUACGAUCGAGUGCCUCAACGCCGGAAGAAUCGGAAUCGGAGCUCAGAUGCUCGGUCUGGCUCAAGGAUGUUUCGAUCAGACAAUUCCAUAUCUUCAGCAGAGAGAACAGUUUGGAGAGAGACUUAUUGAUUUCCAGGUCGCUACCAACACCCCCUCAAAGUGUGUCGAAUGGCUGGGAGGUGUCGGUUUCACUAAAGAAUUCCCUGUGGAGAAAUAUUAUAGUGACUGUAAAAUUGGAACAAUUUAUGAGGGGACAUCCAAUAUUCAACUGAAUACAAUUGCUAAGCUUAUCGAUUUGGAAUUCAAAAAUAAGGCUUAG
Molecule: messenger RNA, 348 nt
Organism: Caenorhabditis remanei
Lineage: Eukaryota; Metazoa; Nematoda; Chromadorea; Rhabditida; Rhabditidae
Exons: 3
Coding region: 1-348 (115 amino acids)
Cellular component (GO): mitochondrion
Molecular function (GO): acyl-CoA dehydrogenase activity
Source: RefSeq, a predicted model, not a curated record